UCGCAUCUGAACUCCAUCGUGCUCAUAAUAAUUUGUACGGUUUGCAUCCGAAAGUAAUUCGCUGUAAAAGAAAUUGAGACAAUUUUUCUCGUAAAUUUAAAAAAUAUGCCGAAUAACGAACAUUAUCAAGAUGAUAUUAUGUAUAUCACUAAAAUAACGCGUAAUGUUUUGAACACACUCGGAGUUUGGCCGUCCUUAGACGAAAGAAAAUCAAUCGGCGGUCGAAUCUGCAAGCUUCUAAUAAUCAUAAUAUCUUGGCUACUUCUGUACUGCGUCUUGAUUCCUGGUUUUCUUUUCUGGUUGUUUGAGAAGAGAACACGCAUCAGGAUUCAAAUGUUAUCUCUACUCCUUUUCGGUUUUAUGAUCAUCGGUAAAUACGAUAAUUUGAUACUUCGCGAGGGGCAGAUCAAACGUUGUCUAAAGCACAUCGAGGAGGAUUGGAAGAAUGUGAUGGAUACCGACACGCGAAACACGAUGAUCGAAUCCGCGAAAAUUGGAAGACGCCUAGCCAUACUUUGCGGAAUCUUUAUGUACGGCAGUGGGCUCUCUUACCGGACGAUUUUAUCGUUGUCCAAAGGAACCAUCGUGACUGCGCAAAACGUCACGAUCAAGCCCUUAGCUUGUCCGGGUUACUUCUUCUCUCUCAAUGCGCAAGCCAGCCCUACUUAUGAGAUGAUUUUUGUGAUACAAUUUUUUUCUGGUUUAGUCACUUUCGCGAUUACGACAGACGUGUGUGGUUUUACAGCUAUCUUUGUGAUGCAUGCUUGUGGUCAACUACGGAUACUGAUGAAGCUGAUGACACGUCUCUUCGAGAAGUAGUGAAUUAAGAAACAUGAUGUGGAUAAGAAGCUGGCCGAAGUAGUUGAAUAUCAAAUAAGAGUACGAUGUUUUUUGCAAUUAGUGGAACGUACUAUGCAGCAAAUGUGUUUUAUAGAAUUAAUAAGGAGCACAUUAAUCGUCUGCGUUCUAGGAUAUUGUAUAAUAGUGG
This is a messenger RNA of Odontomachus brunneus, 988 nucleotides long. RefSeq lists its product as uncharacterized. Gene Ontology annotation, molecular function: olfactory receptor activity; odorant binding. Gene Ontology annotation, biological process: detection of chemical stimulus involved in sensory perception of smell; sensory perception of smell. The transcript has 2 exons. Bases 106 to 819 code for a protein of 237 amino acids. NCBI's taxonomy places the organism in Eukaryota, Metazoa, Arthropoda, Insecta, Hymenoptera, Formicidae. Gene Ontology annotation, cellular component: plasma membrane. The record is from RefSeq and is a predicted model, not a curated record.